Molecule: messenger RNA, 948 nt
Organism: Oppiella nova
Lineage: Eukaryota; Metazoa; Arthropoda; Arachnida; Sarcoptiformes; Oppiidae
Source: the annotation of a GenBank genome assembly
AUGGCCAACAUAGAGGUUAUCUUGAGCGCCGGUGCAUUCAAUUCGCCGCAAAUAUUAAUGUUGUCAGGAAUUGGGCCAAAAGACCAUUUAACACAACUAGGAAUACCUGUGUUGGUAGACCUGCCUGUAGGUAACAACCUCCAGGACCACCCGACCACUUCAAUCCACACCACACUCAAUGACGAACGAUUAGCAAAUCCGGGACCUCUACUAAAUGUGCAGCAAUUAUACGAGGAGUUAGUGGAGAAGACUGGCCCCCUAUCGGUGCUGACGAGCUCUAUAUUCUUCUACACCACAAAUAGUAUUCAAGACAAAGAGUGGCCGAACGCCUACAUGUACUCCAUUGCAGAAUACGUGAGUAAUCUAAACAAUACGGUGGCGGAAAUGCCAGCGCAUAGGGAUGUCUGGAUGGAGUACUUCCGGCCUUAUUUGAAUCGACACCUAUUGCUCACAUCACCACAUCUGUCGCGCAUCAGGAGUUACGGCACAUUACGUCUGGCAUCGAGUGACCCAUUCGUGUACCCCAUCAUUGAUCCACAAUUCUUGGCUCAUCCGCAAGACUAUAAGGAUUUGAUUGAAACAACAAAAUUUAUUUUGUAUUUUCUGACCGAAACUAAACUUUCUGAAUACCUGUCGAUCAUACCGGAGCCCAUUCCCGGUUGCAGUUACUGUAAAAAUGUUAAGCUCUAUGAAUGCGAUUCAUAUAUCGAGUGCCUGACCCGGGAGACCAUCAAAACUGGUUACCAUCCGGUGGGCACCUGUCGUAUGGGUAGCGCCCGUAGAAGUGAUGUUGUGGUGGACGAGAGAUUGCGAGUGAAGUACGUGACUGGCCUUCGGGUGUGCGACGCCUCCAUUAUGCCUCAAAUCAUUAACGCCAACACAAACGCGGCCGCCAUUGCCAUCGGGGAAAAGGGUGCAGAUCUCAUCAAACAGGAUAAUGGAUACUAG